Messenger RNA from Hibiscus syriacus, 2340 nucleotides. RefSeq names its product ankyrin repeat-containing protein At5g02620-like. Gene Ontology annotation, cellular component: plasma membrane. Gene Ontology annotation, molecular function: protein phosphatase 1 binding; protein phosphatase regulator activity. The record is from RefSeq and is a predicted model, not a curated record. NCBI's taxonomy places the organism in Eukaryota, Viridiplantae, Streptophyta, Magnoliopsida, Malvales, Malvaceae. The transcript has 3 exons. Bases 512 to 2329 code for a protein of 605 amino acids.
GCUAUUCUUCUCUUCUCUAGUGAAUCCGUUUUCUCAGGAAUUCAACUUUCAGAGUCCAUUUUCUUGUAUCAAUCUUUCACACUUUUCAGCUCCAAAUCCAAGCUUUUUCUGUUAUUUUUAUUUUUAUUUUUAUGGAAUAAUCUUUCAUUUAUCAUCUGAACCGCACUGCUCCUAUGUUCUUCCUAGUUUAGCCUAUGGAAUAAACUUUCCGCUUAGAGAAUCAACGAUCUUUACCACGAGAUUCUUUGUUUUUGGGCUGCUUAGCGUUGUGACUGAAAACUGCUUUCAUCCAACUGUAGGAAAGGGGGGAAUUCUGGGCAAUUAGAUUCUUGUCGAUCAUAAAAAGGGAUGGUGGUACUUUUUUCGGAUUAUGAAUUCGAAGAAAUAUGCCUAAAACAAGAGCUUCAGAUUCGCUUCUGAUGAUGGAGAAAAGCAAAUAAUUCGUCUUUUGCCAAGCAGCAUACUCUUUGUUGGUAAUAGCUGGUAAUUCAUUGAGAUUCGGGUUUUGAUCAUGGAAAAACAGCAGAGUUUUCGCGGCGUAACAACAGAAAAAUCACCGCCUGCUCAAGGAAUGCUGGACAAGCAACAAAGUUUUAAACAACCUGAAAAGCAACAGAGUUUUCGUGGUGUUUCGAGUGAGAAACAGCCCGGCGGUAGCAGGAUGAUGGAAAAACAGAAGAGUUUUCGGGGCUUUAUGGAGAGGCAGAAGAGCUUUCGUGUGGUAAUGGAGAGGCAGCUGAGCUUUAUUGGUGCCGGUGAACGCAGGAAGAAUCGGGAGUCUCCAGGAAAAAGAGGUGAUUCACCUCUUCAUUUGGCAGCAAGAACAGGGAAUUUGUCUAGAGUUAGGGAGAUUCUUAUCAACCUUAAUGGUCCUGAGGCCAAGGAAUUUUUGGCCAAGAAAAACCUAGAAGGGGAAACUCCCCUUUAUGUUGCAGCAGAGAAUGGUCAAGCUGUGGUUGUUGCAGAGAUGUUGAAACAUAUCGAUCUCGAGACUGCAUCUAUCACCGCACGGAAUGGCUAUGAUCCGUUCCAUGUUGCAGCUAAGCAAGGUCAUGUUGAAGUGCUGAAGGAACUUUUGGGUACCUUCCCCAACUCAGUCAUGACUACAGAUUUAUCUUGUACGACUGCCCUACACACAGCAGCUGCUCAAGGGCAUAUUGAGGUGGUCAAUCUUCUUCUAGAAACAGACUCAGACCUUGCUAAAAUUGCAAGAAACAAUGGUAAAACUGUCCUCCAUUCAGCGGCAAGAAUUGGGCACUUAGAGGUAGUGAAAUCUUUGCUCAGCAAGGACCCAAGUACCGGUUUUAGGAUUGACAAAAAGGGUCAAAUUGCACUGCAUAUGGCAGUGAAAGGUCAAAAUGAGGAGAUAGUGCUGGAAUUGCUGAAACCUGACCCCUCAGUUUUGCUCGUGGAAGACAAUAAAGGAAAUACUGCAUUGCAUAUUGCAAUAACGAAAGGCCGUACUCAGAUUGUACGAUGUUUGCUAUCGGUUGAGGGCAUAAACAUCAACUCAGCAAACAAGGCCGGAGAAACCCCACUUGACAUUGCAGAAAAAGGUGGAACCCCAGAACUUGUCUCGAUCUUAAAGGAAGCAGGAGCAGCCAAUUCUAAGGACCAUGGAAAGCCCCCAAACCCAGCAAAACAACUAAAGCAAACUGUAAGCGACAUAAAACAUGAUGUCCAGUCCCAGCUCCAACAAACACGACAGACUGGUUUCAGAGUGCAAAAAAUUGCAAAGAGACUAAAGAAACUCCACAUUAGCGGCCUAAACAACGCUAUAAACUCUGCUACCAUUGUUGCUGUUCUUAUUGCUACCGUUGCUUUUGCAGCCAUCUUCACUGUCCCUGGACAGUAUGUUGAGAAUAAAAAAGACGGGGUCUCGCUUGGGCAAGCACAUAUUGCUGACAAGGCACCAUUUAUUGUUUUCUUCGUCUUUGAUAGCCUUGCUUUGUUCAUCUCCUUGGCGGUGGUGGUUGUUCAGACAUCGGUGGUGGUGAUUGAACAAAAGGCAAAGAAGCAACUUGUCUUUGUAAUCAACAAGCUCAUGUGGUUGGCGUGCCUCUUCAUUUCUGUUGCAUUCAUUUCGCUGACUUACGUGGUGGUGGGGAAAAAGUCUAGAUGGCUUGCAGUGUGUGCAACUGUAAUCGGCAGCACUAUCAUGCUUGCUACAAUCGGCUCAAUGUGCUAUUUUGUCAUUUUACAUAGAAUGGAGGAGUCGAAGCUAAGGAGCAUAAGGAAAGCUGAGAGUCGCUCCCGUUCUUUCUCUAUGUCUAUGGCUUCGGAUUCUGAGAUCCUGAAUAAUGAAUAUAAGAGGAUGUAUGCCCUUUAGACCAUGGAAGA